AUGCCUGUGAAAAUGCGCGACUCAGAUCCUCCCGCCGAAUCCACUGAUCUAGGGGAUAUCUCGCAGGCAUAUCAAAAUGGGACCCGCGAAAUCGACUAUUCUGGUGCGGAUUAUGCCCAUUCAGAGGAUGAAGAUAAUCCUCUAGUCCAGCAAGAGCAGCGUUCACCCUCUUCACCACCACCGGCACCAGUCCCGCGAUCGCGAACACGAUCGGUGCGAUUCGCAGCGCCAGAACCUACCGAGACCCCUCCGGACGAUUCGCAAAAUGCGAGACCAAAAAAAUCGCUGCUGCAGCGGCUGGCCUCCGUAAAACGCCCGAAACCCGAUAUUCGCGCGACCAUCGACCCCCGGAGAGAUCGAUACUCGGUGCUCGAACUAGAUGAAGUGCAUGAUGUACCCCCGGAGGAGAUGCCGGGCGUGGAUAUUUCGUUUUUCGAGGGAUUUCAGGGACAAUAUCAGAAUGAAGCUUUGUUGAAGGAUGAGAAUAAGGGCCAUGCUCAUAAAAACUCGAAUGAGUCUGUCACUGAGCCUUCGGGCAAGCUGAGUCUCGAGAUACACCCCGCGCUGCGAUCGAAGAGCAUUAGACAGCAGGGGCAGGAUCUGGCGAACAAGACAAAUGCAAUUGUUUCGGUUGAUCAGCGCACUGCAACGGUUGACUUGAGUGUGCUCGAGGGUCUGGGGACGCCGUCGGAGUCGGAUUCGCCACAUCUUGGAAAGAAGACUGCGACGAACCUCAGCUACUUUUAUCCUCGCGAUCCAGAGCAGCCGAACUGGAGGCCGCUCUCCAUGAGGAGCGCUUAUAUCAUCAUCCUGGCGGUCGUGUCGCUUGUCUUGGCCGGUGUGCAGGAAUAUCUCUCUCAAAAGUCCGGUAUCUUGGAGAAGGAGGGCAGCGGCUUGAUUCCGUAUAACAAUGUAGCCGAAAUUCCUGUGUCACAAUUCUUUGCCUGGAAAUACCUUCCUACGCUUGUGACCGUCGCAUAUGGUGUGCUGUGGCAGGUUACUGAUUACGAGGUCAAGCGUUUGGAGCCGUAUUACCAGCUGUCGCAGCCGGCCGGGAAUACUGCAGAAAAGAGUCUAGCCCUUGACUAUGUGACUAUGUGGUCGUACUUUGUCCCGUUCAAAGCUGGAAAGUACCGACACUGGACGGUGUUGGUUUCUGCUAUCGGGACAAUCCUGGCUACAACCGCUGUGCCGUCUCUGCAGAGUCCUAGCAUCAAGCCAGCCGGAAACCCUGCGUGCGGUCCUGGGAAUGACAUGCCAAAGCCUGGUGAUGAUAAGCCAUGCGAUGCUGACUAUAAGUACUUCCUUCGCGUUGAACCGGUCUGGUCGCGGUUGGUCACGUCGUGCCUGAUUCUUGUUGCUGUCCUCGCGAUCGUGCUUCUAGUUCAACUACGUCGCAAGUCAGGUCUUCUUAGUGACCCGCUCGGGGUCGCUGGUGUCGCAGCCAUGGCGAACAGAUCGCAUAUCCUGGCAGAAUUCCAAGGCAUGGACGAGUCGCUGCAUGAUGACAUCCACAAGCAACUCCAACACCGCCGAUACAUCCUAUACAAAUCCACCAUCUGGCAGGGCGAAUAUACAGGCACAGACCAGAGCACAGCCACAGAGAGACCGCUUAAACCACCAAACCCGCAACCCAUCAUCCUCCGCCCCGUCUGGCUAAUGGCGUUCAUCAUCUUCAUGAUCAUCUGCCUCCCCUUUGUCCCAGCAAUCACCUACGACCCCCGACUAAACCACGUCAUCCGCAACAUCCCCUGGCUCCCUGUGCUAGUAGCAACCCUCAUCAAACAACUCUGGGCCACGUUGGAAUUCAACGUGAAAAUGAUGGAACCCUUCCACACCCUCACUAAAGGGAACGCCCGCCCCGAACAAACCCUCACCUUGGACUACCAAGGCACACCCUACGCCGUCAUCCUCUUCAAGUCGCUGCGCAACCGCCACUGGCUCGUCGCGCUAGUCGGCUUGGGCUCUAUCCUCUCCGACCUCCUAACAAUUACCUUCUCCUCGCUCGCCGUGAAGACAGAGACGCGACACUCCUUCUACUCCUCCUCUAUCUUAUCCAUGGCAAUCGUGGUCUUCAUGAUCUUCUCCGCAAUCCUAAUAUUCAUCCGCCGUCGCCGGCCAUUCAUGCCCCGCCAACCGUCUACAAUCGCCUCCAUCCUCGCGUUCAUUCACCAAUCGCGCAUGUUGGAGGAUUUCACAGGGACGGAACUAUACAAUAACCGAGAAAUGACGGAGAUGCUGGUCAGCAAGGGUAAACGGUACGGACUGGGAUGGUUCAGAGGAAGAGACGGGAGAAUGCAUUGUGCGGUUGAUGAGGAGCCGAUGGUGAGUCGGUUUGUUUGGGGAGUUAGUUACCGGAGGGCGAGGGCGCCUUGGGAGGAGGAUGUCUAG
This is a messenger RNA of Aspergillus chevalieri, 2391 nucleotides long. Its product is annotated as DUF3433 domain-containing protein. The transcript has a single exon. The coding region runs from base 1 to 2391 and encodes 796 amino acids. NCBI's taxonomy places the organism in Eukaryota, Fungi, Ascomycota, Eurotiomycetes, Eurotiales, Aspergillaceae. The record is from RefSeq and is a predicted model, not a curated record.